CUUUUCAACCCUGUGCUGGACUUCAUCUCGGAGAAUGUGGAGCCAUUUGAACAAGCUCCUCUUCUGGGCCAUGCUUUCUUCUGUCACACGUAAAACAGCUGUGUUGGAUUGUAAGGCAAUGAAAACAAAUGAAUUUCCUUCUCCAUGUUUGGACUCAGAGACUAAUGUGGUCAUGAAGGGUCAAAAUGUAUCUGUGUUUUGUUCCCAUAAGAACAAAUCACUGCAGAUCACCUAUUCAUUGUUUCGAAGUAAGACACACCUGGGAACCCAGGAUGGAAAAGCUAAACCCGUGAUUUUUAAUCUAAGCAUCACAGGACCCCAUGAGUCAGGCCCCUACAAAUGCAAAGCACAAGUUUACAACUGUUCAAAAUACAGUCCUGACUUCAACUUCAUAAUUGCCGACCCAGUGACUGCCCCAGUGCUGAACAUUACGGUCAUUCAAACAGAAACAGACCAACAUAUAACAUUACUCUGCCUCUCGGUCAGCGGCUCACUGCCCAUCAAUUACACUUUCUUUGAAAAACAUGCUGCCAUAUCGCCAGUUAUUUCCAAGUACAACAGGGAGCCUGCUGAAUUUAACUUAACCAGGAAGAACCCUGGAGAAGAAGAGUAUAGGUGUGGAGCUAAAAACAGAUUGCCUAACUAUACAGCAUACAGUCAACCUGUCGUCAUGCCUUCAACAGGCGGGGACAGCUGUCCUUUCUGUCUGAAACUACUGCUUCCGGGGUUAUUACUGCUGCUGCUGGUGAUAAUGGUGGUGAUAAUCCUAAUUCUGGCUUUUUGGAUACUACCCAAAUACAAAGCAAGAAAAGCUAUGAGAAAUAAUUUGGCCAGGGACUGUGGAGCUGCACCCAUGGAAGCUGGAAUCUAUGCAAAUAUCCAUCAAAAACAAGAGAAGAAGGAAUCUGUACCAGAAGUGGGAUCCAGACUGUGUGUUUCCACAGCCCAAGAUGGGGCUGGACACUCCCAGGAGCUACAGUAUGCCACCCCCGUGUUCCAGGAGGUGGCACCAAGACAGCAAGAAGCCUGUGAUUAUUAUAAACCUGGAUAUGUCUAUGCUGAACUCACCUUCUGAAAUUUACAGAAACAAACUACAUCUCAGGAUGGAGUCUCUCUCUGUCACCCAGG
This is a messenger RNA of Saimiri boliviensis boliviensis (Bolivian squirrel monkey), 1128 nucleotides long. RefSeq names its product mast cell immunoglobulin like receptor 1 (gene MILR1). The record is from RefSeq and is a predicted model, not a curated record. NCBI's taxonomy places the organism in Eukaryota, Metazoa, Chordata, Mammalia, Primates, Cebidae.